Molecule: messenger RNA, 1477 nt
Organism: Psylliodes chrysocephalus
Lineage: Eukaryota; Metazoa; Arthropoda; Insecta; Coleoptera; Chrysomelidae
Source: the annotation of a GenBank genome assembly
AUCUAGUCGUUGUACGCUACUGACGUAUACCAAAUCGUGCGAUAAUUUUAACAACAAUACUCAAGUUCGAUUUAUUUUGUAAUAGAUCAUUACUCGUAGUAGUAGAAAUUUGGUAUAAAUAACAAAAAUGAAUGUGACAUAUUUUAUAACUAUCUUAUUCGUGUAUUUAUUAAAACAAGCUGAUUGUAUAAAGUGUUAUGAAUGUUUUGUAGUGUCUCAUCCCGAUAUUGCUGUUGAUAAAAGUGCCCACAGGCUAUGCAAAGAUUUCGAUUAUUCCAGUGGCUUUGUUAGAGAAUGUAAAAAUUCUACAUUCUGCACGAAAAGUAUUAUCAAAACCAACAUGCUAGGUCCUAAAAUUGAAGUGGAGAGAGGAUGUGCGAAACAAAUAUAUUCAUUUAUGAGUUACAAAAAUAAUCAAUGGUAUAACGAAUAUAAAAUUAUAGAGGAUGCAUAUAAAGAUGGUUGUUAUAAUUUAAACAAUCAGAAGAGAAGUGUUAGUGUUGAAAAUUGUUAUUGUAAAAGUGAUUUGUGUAAUUCCUCAUUGACAUUAAUACCGCAUUUGUAUUCGUAUUUAUGGAUUAUAAUAUUUUUUAUAAAUAUCUAACAGAGUGUUUAUUAGUAAUAAUUUUGUGAUUAAUAUUUAGAUAACAAUCUGUGAUAAGGUUUGUAUUAUUAUCUCUAGAUAACUUUGGAUCGUGUUUUGAAUGAUUAAAUUAAAUACCUCAAUAUCGAUAAAACGGGUAAGAUGGACUUUAAAAAAAAUGUAGUAGAAACUAGAAUAGUUAUAUUUUAAAACAUUAAAAAAUAGUUAUGGAUUAUCUGCGUUAAAGUGAAAAAUUUUGUAAGGCCAAAGAAUCUUUGUGCAUUAGAAUGGCGUCUGCAGACCAAAAGUUAUUUGUAAUUAUUUCCGUAAUUAUACUUUUUCUUUUAAUUGUAGAUAAACGUCCAACUUAGGUGGUUCAGGCAUUUAUUUUUUUUAAAUUAAUUGUUUUUAAUUAAAAACGUGUGGUAGAAAAUGGACUAUUUUUAGACAUUUUUCAUUGUAAGAAUAAACUACAAAUUCAAUAAAUUUUCUGAAAAUGAAACCUUGAACCACCUAAGUUAAAUAUUUUCCUAUCAAAUCGUUCAAUCGGAAAAUACGAAAAGACUCAGACCUCUGAAUUAGGACUAAAAAUGGCGUCCUCACUUUCCGAAAAUGAUCAAUAAUUAGUUCAUCCAUGCUUCCAUAGAUGGAUCGAAAAGAUAUUACAUUUCGUCAUUGUAUAAAGAACUAAUAGUAGUCUCACCUUAUGGAAGUUUCAUUGGAGCGAAAUGGAUACUACUAAUAGAUGGCGCUAGUGAAUUUGGAUAAGUCGGUAGUCGUUUACAGUCGCUUGUAUUCAAGAGGGCGGAGUUGAGGGUCCAGCUGAAAUUUUAGCUGAUGACGGAGACCGAUGGGUUUCUAUUUUUAGCUCUUAGAUGAAAUUUUGUUCACUCG